AUGGCCUCCUUCAUGCAGGACUUAUGGUCCAGCGUCUUCACCCCCGGCCCCACGCCGACGCUACUGGUCGCAACCAACGUCUCCUUCGCCGCCCUGCAGGUCGUCCUCCUCGCUCUCCUCGUGGCCACCUCCAGCAUCCACUUCGUUGUCUUGUCCGCCAUCAGCGCGGGCCUGUGGUGGGCCAUCAACUGGUUCGCCGCCGAGGUGCGCGCCGUGCAACUCGCUCAACAGAAAGAAACAGCUGACGCCCCGGGCGACAAUCCUGACUCUGAGACGGAAACGGAAUCCGUUGCGGCUGGCCGUAAACCUAAAUCCGCGACGGCAUCGGCAACGGGGAGCAAGGUUGCGGCUGCUGAUCUGCCACUGCCCACCGAGCGUGAUGGGCGAAAGCGUCCCGGCACACCAGGUGAUGGCUCGGAGUAUGCCAGUACGGAUAGCGAGUGGGAGAAGGUUGAUAACCAAGCCUCGUGA
Molecule: messenger RNA, 471 nt
Organism: Penicillium riverlandense
Lineage: Eukaryota; Fungi; Ascomycota; Eurotiomycetes; Eurotiales; Aspergillaceae
Product: V-type ATPase assembly factor PKR1
Exons: 1
Coding region: 1-471 (156 amino acids)
Biological process (GO): vacuolar proton-transporting V-type ATPase complex assembly
Cellular component (GO): endoplasmic reticulum membrane
Source: RefSeq, a predicted model, not a curated record